AUGAAGAAAACCGUCAUUCCCUUGAUCACACUCUUCGGCGCCAUAUUAGGAAGCCCUUUGGACCAUGUUAAGAGAGGAUGCAAUGCGAAUAAUUGCCUGCGAGCAGUCCGGGCAACAGGAAGAGAAUCAAUCGGUCUGAGGUACUGCUCUGAUUUCCUCGGUAUCCGACCAGACUACACUACCGCCACGGAAAUUGAUUUUACAGUAACCUUCGGCGAGGAGACGUUUUAUGAAACUACAAUUACGGAGACUAUUACCAGAACUACAGGCACAGUGGAAACAACCAUCACCGCAGCCCCGUUUAGAAGGCGCGACCAUGACUGGGACCCGGAGGCUGAUGAAGCCUAUCUGAAGGGCCGUUCAAACAUUCUCCAGAAGUGCUCCACCGAUGACGCGAAGAUCACCAGCGCCUGCCGAUGCUUCCUAUCAGACCGACCAGUAAGCACAGAGACCAUAACUGAUUAUACCUGGGUCGUAGAGACGGUCCCAACUUUGACCGAUACAUUUAUCGCCACAGAAACCGUUUCAGUUGAAGCACAAGUAACCUAUCUGCCUAUAAUUAAAAACCCAGGAUUCGAUGACCCGGUUGACCCAUUUCGUGACUGGGAGAUCUAUGACACUGGGUUUGGCUGCUCUGCUUGCACCCAUGAAGUUGCCCCCAAUGCAGGAAGCUCCAGCUCGCCAAAUUCGCUAAAAGCUAUCUGGGUUGAUUCGCUAGGGGUCUUCAGAUUCCAGCAAAAAGUGCAGCUUCAGUUAGGAAAAUGGUACAAAUUUAAAUUUGAAUAUAGGGUUGAGUCUCCGUCAAUGCCCCAGGCGUUCAUCGCUUUCGAGCUUGCGAGAGCCUAUCCAGGAGUAGUCAUCGGUGCUACCAAUCAAUGGCAGACAGCUGAGUCAGUGCCUAUAAUGGCUGAUGAAUGGAAUUCCAGUGACGCUUUGCUAUCGAUUUGGUUCUUUCUACUAGGGGGGGUAUCUGGCCGAACAGAACCCUUCUAUUUUGAUAGUUUCAAAAUUUGGGAAGUUGAGGCACCCCCUCAGGACUCGGAGUGA
Orbilia oligospora ATCC 24927 is the source of this 1047-nucleotide messenger RNA. RefSeq lists its product as uncharacterized. The record is from RefSeq and is a predicted model, not a curated record. The transcript has 3 exons. NCBI's taxonomy places the organism in Eukaryota, Fungi, Ascomycota, Orbiliomycetes, Orbiliales, Orbiliaceae. The coding region runs from base 1 to 1047 and encodes 348 amino acids.